UUAGAUUCCAUGGGUGUUUUAGUAAUAAACCUUUGUUGUUUUUUUCUCUAUAACAUGUCUAUCAUCAUUCAAUAAGUUGAUGAUCAGCAAAAAGGCAAAAUCUUUUCUUACUUUUUAGUCCUUUUCUUUAAUAAUUGUUGGUUUGAAUUUGUUUUCUUGCUUUCACUAUAGUUUCACUAAAGAAAACUACCAGUCUCCAUCUGUUUUUUUUCUCUCUGAACCAAUUCUUCAUUCAAAGCAAAGAUCUUGAGGUGAAAGAUUGGAUUUUUAUUUUGUGUCUUUAGUUUCUUGAUUUUGGUUCAAAUUGAUGUAAAAAUGAAAUCUUUGAGGUGAAAGAUUGGAUUUUUAUUGUGUCUUUUUAGUUUCUUGAUUUUUUGUUCAAUUAGGUAUAAAGAUUGGGUUUUUAUUUUUGUGUCUUUUUAAGUUUUCUUGAAUUUUGGUUCAAAUAGAUGUAAAAAGAUGAAAUCUUUGAGGUGAAAGAUUGGAUUUUUAUUUUGUGUUUCUUGAUUUUGGUUCAAAUAGAUGUAAAGAUGAAAUCUUUAAGCUCAGUGGGACUUGCUUUAAGUGUGGUAUUUGGUUGUCUCUUGUUAGCUCUUAUUGCUGAGCUUUACUACUUGUUAUGGUGGAAAAAUAGGAUUCUUAAAACAAAUCUUGAAGAUGGUUAUAGCAAUAGUAGCAAAGCAAGAGAGUUUUGUUUUAUGUUUUGUGGUAAACCUUCAACAACUUCUUUGACUCCCUCCAAUGCUUUAAAAUCCCAAGAAAUUUGUUCAUCUGAUACACAAUUAGUCCAUGAACCAACACAACUUCAACUUGGGUCAAAUGUGGAUUCAAGUAGUGAUUUUUGGUUCAAACCCUUUGGAGAUGACACAAUGGAUGAUGAGUUUAUGGGACUUUGUGGACCACCAAGAUUUUUAUUUACUAUCAAAGAGGAAACUAAAGAGGAUUUAGAGUCUGAAGAUGGUAAAUCCAAGAGUAGAAAAGGAUCAAGAACUAGAAGUUUGAGUGAUUUAUGUCUAAAUGUUGAAACUCCUUUUUUAACACCACUUGCUUCACCUUCUUGUUUUACUCCACCUUUAAGCCCUAUUGUUAUGUCAAAAAAUGGUUUUAGUUUCAACCCUUUUCUUGAAUCAGCAAGUGAUGCUGAGUUUAAUAAGUUUAUAAGGUCUAAUUCUUCACCACCACCAACAUUUCAAUUCUUGAGAGAUGCAGAAGACAAGUUUUGUAGAAGAUUUGAUCAAAAUCUUGAAGUUUCAUCAAGUUCAAAGAUGUCUAAAGAUCAUGAGGAGAAUAGUGGACCAUUCAUUACACUCAUUUUCCCUAAAAACAGAGAGGUGCAACUUGAUCAACAUCAUGUACAACACUCAUCAAGUUCUUCACAAGUACUACCUUUAGCUUCUUCACCUCCAAUCCAACAGGUGAACCAACAAGAGUAAAUUUUGUUUCAUCCCCACCCCCCACCCCAAACCCC
Messenger RNA from Solanum pennellii, 1468 nucleotides. RefSeq lists its product as uncharacterized. The coding region runs from base 531 to 1433 and encodes 300 amino acids. The transcript has a single exon. Lineage: Eukaryota; Viridiplantae; Streptophyta; Magnoliopsida; Solanales; Solanaceae. The record is from RefSeq and is a predicted model, not a curated record.